Molecule: messenger RNA, 3862 nt
Organism: Drosophila yakuba
Lineage: Eukaryota; Metazoa; Arthropoda; Insecta; Diptera; Drosophilidae
Product: lateral signaling target protein 2 homolog
Exons: 5
Coding region: 620-3574 (984 amino acids)
Cellular component (GO): early endosome membrane
Molecular function (GO): metal ion binding
Source: RefSeq, a predicted model, not a curated record
UGGUCACAUUAAUCGAAAAAAAACUUUGCUGCGAACGCACGGACGCUCCGCUGACGACGGAAAUCGCAUCGCAACGCGAAGGGCGGAUGAGUGCUGCGCGAGUUUAAUGGAAAAGUUUGCAAUCCGAGUCGCCCGACAUUCGAGUGGUCAGCCUCCGCUUUGACGCACUGCCUCUGCAGGCCUCCACAGGACAACCGACGCAGUUUCCGCGAGGGAAAUGCAGCUCCACUUAAUGAGACCGUAGAGUCACGCGUGUGAGGAGCACGAAAAGUGAAAAAGCAAAAAAAAAAAAAAGAAAAGAAAAUAAGCGAGAGGAGAACAACAAAAGGCAGGAAAGCAAAGUGCGAAGAGGCCGAGGCAUUUAAACAAAAUUCACAAUAAGUGUUAGAAUCAGUAAUGUGCAUUUAGCAGUUGCCAAACAAAUUGCAUUUUUUCUUUGUUUUGUUUGGCUCGCAUGCGCUUGUGUUGGUGUACAGUGUGUGAGUGAGUGUGUUUGUGUGCGCGAGAGCAAGGACAACAAGAAAGAGCAGCGGAAGAGGAGAAGACGAGCAGCAGAAGGAGGAGGAGGAGCAAAAGCAACAACUGUGGAGCUGCAGCUGGAAAAAAAGAGCUUCCUGCGAUGGACACGUUUAAACGUUGGCUAAACAAACCCAAGGCUGAUGACAAAUCGCUGCUGGCCCGCUUCUUCCAUGCGGAUCGCUCCCUCACAGCGGUGGCCAGUGAGUUGGACAGCUUCGAUGGACGCGCAGAGCCGGAUCGAUGCACCAGACUGGUCAGCAGACUGCGGCAGAAUCAGGACAAAGUGCUGGCCAUCACGAACUUGAUAAUGGAGGAACUACUCGGCGAAGAUCGUGAUCCGCGUGCCUUUCGCGCCAAGUUCCCCGAGGAGGUACUCCAGGAGAACUUGGCCGGGCAACUGUGGUUCGGCGCCGAGUGCCUGGCAGCAGGCUCCUCGAUUAUGAACAGGGAGACAGAGAGCAAGGAGAUGCGACCACUGGCCCAAGCGGUGACCAAGAGCUUGGGUAACGUGCGCGUCCUAUUGAGGGAUCAGUGUCUGAAGAACAAUGUGCCGAACAGCAAGACACUGCAUCUGGACUUAAACGACUCCACCACGGAGCAGCUAUACGAGAGUCUGAAGAUCUUCGACCGACUGUUUGCAGAGUUUGAGUUGAGCUAUGUGAGCGCUAUGGUGCAGGUGAAGUCUCGCCAUGAGUACGAGAUGCAGCAGUGGAUAGGAGUGCUCUUCUCGGAGACGCUGCAGCGAGCUCUGAAGAUCGGGCUGCUCGACCAGGAGAUGGUGGAUGCCUUCGAUCCCGGACUAAUGUUCUCCAUUCCACGGCUGGCCAUUGUUGCUGGCUUGGUGGUCUAUGCCAAGGGACCGCUCAACAUGGACAUGCCGGGUGAUCAGCUGUCGGAGAUGUUCCGUCCCUUCCGCACAAUCCUCAUCAAGAUCCGCGAUCUCCUGCGUAAUCUCAACAACCAGGAACUGUAUCAGCUGGAGAAGCUUCUGUGUACCAACGAGGACAUCAACACUAAGGUGCCACUUGGCUCGAGCAGCAUUGAAGCGCCCAGUCCAGAGCACAGCGCCCAUCCUACGACCAGCAGUAGCCAAAACAAUAACAACAGCAGUAACAACAACCACAGCAGCAGUAGCUCCACCACCACCACCAUGGGGACAACAAGUACGCACAGGACCGUGGAGCGGCUGGUGGAUCAGCGAAACAACAACCAUAAUAGCAACAGCAACAGUAGCACUAAUCCAACAGUGGAGGGAGCUACGCUGCGCUCUCCGUCCAUGUUGUCGCUGUCGCCCACCAGCACGCCCACCGCCUCGCCUGCCCCCUCGCCCACACCCUCGCACUCGAUAGCCUCGACAUCCUCGGCGGCGACAAGUUCCACUAAUCCGCCAGCGGACUGGAGCGAUGGCGAUGAUGAGGACGAAGACGACGACGAUAUUGAAGUGGAUGAAGAGGAUCUGGAGAGCAGCGACGAUGACACGGACGAAGAGCAGUUGCUCAAGGACAUCGUGGCGGCGGACUGUGCCUCCGGUUACCUCAUACCCAACACCAAUCUGGGCAAUCUGCUGCAGCCCCAAGAGGUUCCUCUCACGGACAACUUCGUGGCCAGCGAAGAUGACGAGUACGGAACGACAGAACAGCAGGGUCACCAGGGACUCGAGGAGGAAGAGCCCAGCACCAGUGCUGCCAUGCUGGCGGCCACCCGCACCUUGCAGCGGCUGCGCCUGCCCAGCAGCGACACCGAACCCCUGGCAGAGCCCACGACAAUCAAAGCGACCGAGGAGCAUAUGCAGCAGCCAAGCGGUCGCCAUCGGGAGAGCCACAGUCACCGCCAUCACCAACGCCACCAUCAUCACCACCAUCACCGUCAUUCUCAUCAGCAUCAGCAUCGGCAGCCACAUCCGCAUCGCACAACGCGCAGUGGUCGCAAGCGAUGCAGCCUGGAAGCUGUGGAUCCGGAAACAAUUCAGCCCGAGCGUGAGCAGAACCUAGCCAGCGGCGAUACCAGUGCCGCCUCCUCGCUGUCCGAUGAUGUGUCACUGGCCAUGCGCAACACAACGGCGCGCCUCAAGUUCAAAAGCACCGAGAACCUGCUGCACCGCCUGUUCGUCUGCAUCGCCGGGGUGGCCGACCAGCUGCAAACGAACUUCGCCUCCGAUUUGCGCCAGAUCCUGCGCAGCGUGUUCCUCAUGAACAUGUCGUCCGCCCAGGAGGAGAUUGACAUACCGGAAAAGACAAAGGAGUCGGAGCUGUUCGAGUUCCGGGCCUCCGAGAACGAUGUGAUACAGGAGAGCGCCGGCUCCAACCAAAGCAUUUACUCAGCCGAGGAAGUAAAUCCCGAGCUGGACAACGUGUUCAGCGCCGGCGGUGGCAAUCAAGCCACUGGUCAGCGCCAUUCCGCCGGCGCCAGUAUGCAGCGAAAUAAUACCAUUGAUCUGGCGAAUCAGCCUGGCGAAGGAAGUCCCAGUGGAGCAACGAUGGCCACGAGUCGCUCGCAUGUGACGCGUAGUCGGAGUCUGGGGGAUCAGGAGGCAGCCAGCUCGGCCACCAGCAGCACUGCACACUUGCGUCAGCAGGAGCAGCAGCAGCAGCAUCAGCAAUUGCAAAUCCAAUUGCAGCGACAGCGCAACAAUUCCGUGGGCAGUAACACGCCCUCAAGCGCAUCUUCCACUAGCUCCAGCUCCGAGCAGAACUCCCCGGUGAGCGCCAGGAGUGGCAGUCGCCGACGCCUGCAAAGCAACAACGAAACCCAGAUGCCCUCUUCGGCAACGAGCACCUCAGCCACGCUUUCCCCUCCGGCCUGGAUACCCGAUGGCAAGGCACCGCGCUGCAUGGCCUGCCAGACGCCCUUCACUGCCUUCCGCCGGCGUCAUCAUUGCCGCAACUGCGGUGGAGUCUUCUGCGGCGUCUGUUCCAACGCCUCCGCUCCGCUGCCCAAGUACGGACUGACCAAGGCGGUUCGCGUCUGCCGGGACUGCUAUGUGCGCGAGGUGCGCUCCGGCAUGGGUGUCCAGGGAGUCCAGAGGGUUCAGAGCGUUCAGGCCAGCGCCUCUUAGGACUGGCCAAUGGCGCUAGAAGGCGCAGCUGACGACCAAAAAUGUGGCCGAGAUGGAGGAAAAGCAAACUGUGAAUCGCAAUUGUUCCGCAAACAUUGUUUUCUUUAUUUUAUACGUAAUCCUAAUCCCAUGCGAAGGGGCCACAUGACCACAGCCAGGGCCCGCGUAUAUAGAUCAUAUAUAUCUUAAAUAUAUAUAAACCCUAGCUAUAUAUUUUUUAUUUCCAAACCAAUGACCAACUGAGCGUCUAUCAAACGAGUCUACAAUAAAGCUUCGAACUAAACUAAA